CGGAGGGAGUUUAGAGGAUGGGUUCAUUACUCGACCUCGCCCGACAAACGAGGCAGGGGAUUUGGGCCUCGCUUACUGGAGGCUGGUAUCAUGAUUCUUAUCACAAGACAUUUACAAACACAGUUCAUCUCUAUCUCUGGCUGUUCUUCCUUUGCUUUCCUUUCUCUAUUCAUCUGUAUCUUCCUGCCGGAUCCUGGUUCACCUGGAUCUACAAUGGAUCCGUUUUCCUAGUUUUCCUGCUCAUCAAAUCCUUGAACAGGAUUCUUCAUACACUCUUCGAUACAGGAGAGGUUUAUCAGGUUAAUAUUAAAGAUAAUGCGAAAAGGUUUAUCAGGUUAAUAUUGAAGAUAUUACCUCUUCAUAUACUCUUCAAUACAGGAGAGGUUUAUCAGUUUGAUAUUGAAGAUAUUACAUCUUCACAUAAUCUUCAAUACAGAAGAGGUUUAUCAGGUUGA
This is a messenger RNA of Eurytemora carolleeae, 455 nucleotides long. Its product is annotated as pecanex-like protein 1. Gene Ontology annotation, cellular component: endoplasmic reticulum. Gene Ontology annotation, biological process: endoplasmic reticulum organization. Lineage: Eukaryota; Metazoa; Arthropoda; Copepoda; Calanoida; Temoridae. The coding region runs from base 18 to 455 and encodes 145 amino acids. The transcript has 3 exons. The record is from RefSeq and is a predicted model, not a curated record.